AUGGGCACCAUCUGUCCCAGUGCCGGCGCUCGCGUGGCACCUUUGUUGCGCGCGCGCAUGCUUUCCACCCGGACGCGAGCCAUGGUGGCACAAAGCAGCCGCAGCGCAGCGCCGGGACCUGCCUGGAAACAGAAGGCUCCGCUCGGGCCAGGCACCGCGCCGACCGGCGCACGCGGCGGCGGCCACACCGUCGCGCGUUCUCACGGUCUGAGCCACCCGAUCCAGAACGAAGUGCUCACCUACGACGACACGAGCAUGUUCCCGUUCCGCGACGACUUCAGCAUCAACGGGAAGAGCAUCGACGCCGACGCCGUCAUCGGCAUGAUGUCGCGUUUUAUGUCGGAGGAGCGCAUGGAGCGCAUCAGGCGGGUGGCGGACCUGCGGACCUUCAGUGUGGUGCCUGUGCUGGAGGGGUGCCACGACCUGGGGAACAUGGCCGCGGUGGCGCGGUCCGCGGACGCACUGGGGUUCGGCGCGAUGCACGUGAUCCACAACGAAGGCAACAAAUUCAAGCAGACGAACCGCGUGUCCCGCGGCUCGGAGAAGUGGGUGCGGAUUCAGGCGUGGGGGGAGUCGCAUGAGUGUCUGACGCACCUGAAGGAGAUUGGGUACCGCGUGCUGGUGACGCACCUGAGCGAGAACACGAUGGAGCUGCACGACGUGGACUGGUCGAUACCGACGGCGGUCGUGCUGGGCAACGAGCACGACGGCGUGACGCCCGAGGCGCUGGCGCUGGCGGACGGCAGCGUGAAGAUCCCCAUGGUCGGCAUGGUGGAGUCGUUCAACAUCAGCGUGGCGGCGGCGCUGGUCCUGUACGAGGCGCGGCAGUCGCGCAUCGACAAGCUGGGGUGCUCCGGGGACCUGACGGACGAGCAGAAGCGGGUGCUGCACGCGGUGAUGGCGCUGCGGCACCGGCACGAGGGCGUGCCGUUCCUGGAGGCGAUCCUGCACCGCGCGGAGGAGCAGGGCGUGCUCGUGAUGGACCGCAGGCGGCGCUGGCAGAUCAUGGAGACGGGCGAGAAGAAGGGGUAUGCCGCAGCCAUGCGGAAGCUCGAGGAGCUCGGGACCGGGCAGCCGCGCAACAACGUGCGGUGA
Molecule: messenger RNA, 1095 nt
Organism: Pedinophyceae sp. YPF-701
Lineage: Eukaryota; Viridiplantae; Chlorophyta; Pedinophyceae
Source: the annotation of a GenBank genome assembly